GCCUUUGUAGAGGGCCAGUAGGAACCAGCCCGUGGUAAUUGGUUGAGCUGCUUCUGCAGCCUCUGAAAAUGGAUGCGGUGAAGCGCGGUGAUUCGGGGAGACAUGCCUUUCUAAACGAUGGAUUGCCAUUACUGUGAUGAUCAACCGAGACCUUGGGCCUUUAUUAUCUCAGGAAGGCAAGAACAUCUUGCAUGGCAAGGCUAUGUCGGUACCAGCCAGUAACGCUUCGAACACCGGAAUAUCUAGUAUCAAGAGGGGAUUUGAUGCCAUGACGUUAGAUGAUGACCCAUCAACCAAAGCUCUGACGCCGCCCUCAAGAAAGCAGAAAAUUCAACCAGCAUUGGACGAAAACUCCUUCAUUAGAGGAGGGCUUGGGGACACGUCCAGCUGGGCCCACCGUUCCUUGGCAACUUUCAAGCAUGAGCUGCCCUAUCUAAGGGAAGACUGCGGUCGAAUGCAUUUCGGUGUGGAUUUUGAUAUGCUCGUGGGACAGCGUGUCAAACAAAACCUGGAUGUAUUCUUCGUUUUGUGCGAGCAUGCACAAAGAUACAUAGAAGCUAGGAAUGAAGCCGCCCUAUACCCUCCUUUCCAAGAUUUCGCAAAUGAAUUAUUUCGCUCCGCGGAACUACCGUUUCGUUUCAUACACCCUUUGCGGCUUCGACCAGAUGGCGGUCCUCACGGGAGCAGUCCGAAACGAAGACCUAGUGUCGUGAUGAUCCACAAGGACCCCAUCACUCCUGAAGACUGUCUAGCUACCAUUGAUGUCUCUUGGUCAAAGGCUGUUCUAUGCGUGGAAUUUAAUUAUAACACGGGAAAGAUGCGCCAUGGGGUUGCACAGAAAAAAUUCCGAUCACAAAAAUCAAAGCCUGGGCGACGUUCACGAUUUGAAACCUAUAGAAAUUCGAUGCGCUCAGAAAUGGCGAAGUUCUCCACCAGAGAUGCCCCCCAACAGCAAGAAGAACUUGCAGCCCAUGCACUAGAGAUGUUUUCUGCGUCAUGCGUCCGUCGUCACGUCCUGGGCCUCUAUGUGGAUUCGCCAUCAGUCGAGUUCUGGUAUUAUGACCGCUCUGCAGGCUAUGGGUCCGCACCGCUCUCAUUUGCGAAUGCCUGGGAACCUCUGGCUAUUCUACUUCUUGCCAUCGGCAUCGCCUCUGCGGAGCAGUUAGGAUUUGAGCCGAUCAUAAAGCCGCCCGGGCCGCCUGAUUCCAAGCCUGGCUCACAGUCCUCGAUGCCGAUAACGGCAAAAGGCGCGCGCAUACAGGUUGACGGAAAUGAGUAUGUGAUAGAAGGGACACUGGGAAAGUUGCGGUCCCUAAUCGGAAGAGGGACGACAGUUUUUACGGUGAAGGAGAUGCUAGCGAACGCGGGGCAGGCAUCAGUAUCCGACUCGGCUUCCGAGCGUCUUGUCCUGAAGCUUUCCUGGCAGCUGAAAGAUCGACGAUCCGAGGUUGAUAUUUUGAGGCGUCUACAUGAAAGGGAGGUACCGGGUGUGCCAUUUGUUGUGUGUUCUGAUGAUCUAGCAAGAAUGCGGGAUGGGAUACACGGAAAAGUUCAAGAAAUUAUGGGGUUGGAUGCCGACACCGACGAUCGAAUUUAUCGCGCAAUUAUCAUGAAGCCUCUCCUCACUCACUUGACAGCGAUUGGAGAUUGGACGACAUUCUUUACGUUGUUUAAGGGUCUGAUUAAAGCUCGGAUUCUACAUCGAGAUAUCAAUCCGACGAACCUCAUGGUUAGAAAAGAACCAAGUGGCGAACUCGUCCCUUUCCUCAUCGAUUAUGACUUUGCGAUAGUGGUGCCACUGAUCAAGGAUGAGGAUAACCGCAUCCGAACCCAUCGAACAAUGGCGACACCAUUUCUUGCCAUAGAACUACUGUCGGAUGCACCACCACCUGCAAUUUACCGCUAUGACCUGGAGUCAUUUUUCUGGUCCUUAUGGUGGAUUGCGCAUUCGUACCUCAAUGGGCAACAAAUAAAGACGGAGGGGCUCUGCAGCUGGUAUAGUGGGACAUGGAGGAAUAUACAUACUGCCAAAGGCGGAUACAUGAGUGCUGAGGCCGUGCAAUCCACAAAACUAACAAAAAAUAUGGAGCAUGCCAGGCCGGUCCUCAGGCGUCUGGCAGAGCUCUUUCAGCAGGCAUUCCAUAACGUACAAAAAGCUGGACGUAUGGGUCGUGACGUGGGAAACACAUGGAGCAUGUUUCGGUGUCGACACAAUCGAUGGUUAGUUAUGCAUACUUAGAGUGUAGUACGUCCAGGAAUUGGCUAUAGCAUCGAGUUUCAUAGUCAGAAUCGGUAUUGUCUACAUUGGCCCUAACGAGUAGCUAAUAUAAUGUUCGUUAGGCUGAGCGACGGGAAGUGAUAUACUGGAUCAAAAAUCAGAAGAGCGGCUAAAAAAGUGGAAUUUUCGUGCU
Cantharellus anzutake is the source of this 2411-nucleotide messenger RNA. RefSeq lists its product as uncharacterized. Gene Ontology annotation, biological process: protein phosphorylation. Lineage: Eukaryota; Fungi; Basidiomycota; Agaricomycetes; Cantharellales; Hydnaceae. The coding region runs from base 137 to 2239 and encodes 700 amino acids. Gene Ontology annotation, molecular function: protein kinase activity; ATP binding. The record is from RefSeq and is a predicted model, not a curated record. The transcript is spliced from 8 exons.